AUGCAGUCUCAUCGGACGCUGUCUCGUGUCCGCAGCCUCAGCUCGCCCCCGGUGAUAUGGCUGUCCCUCGUUCUCGCCGUCGGAGGUGCUGCGGCCGCCGCUCCUUCCUGGAACACCAUCAUUCUCACUGGAACUUACUUCUCUGUGUACAGCGAGGACGAGCGAGACCUUAUCUGGAGCGUUACCUCCCGCUUCCUGUUCGAGUUCAUCGUCGGCAUCUGCAUGAUCGCCAUCGUGACCUGGCUGUUGCUGUUCCGGAUGAAGGAGAUCAAGGAGUGCUGGAAGGUGCACACCCGCAUCCGCUACUACUUCGGCCUGACUCUCAUCGCCACCGCAGUCAAUCUUGUUCUCGGAAUUUUCGGCACCGUGUACAUCGUCGGAGGACGCCAGAGCAACCCGGGGUCAAGCACAGGCGGCCUUCGGAGUCUCAGGAGGUUGAGCAAGCGAAGCUCGAAGCCUCGUGUACCUCCUGCUCGACAGGCUCAAGGCCGCCCGGACGACAUUCUCACCACCAUCCGUCCGUCGCAGUCCGAUUGA
Ectocarpus siliculosus is the source of this 537-nucleotide messenger RNA. The record is from the annotation of a GenBank genome assembly. Lineage: Eukaryota; Phaeophyceae; Ectocarpales; Ectocarpaceae.